Molecule: messenger RNA, 5669 nt
Organism: Vitrella brassicaformis
Lineage: Eukaryota; Vitrellaceae
Source: the annotation of a GenBank genome assembly
CGAGUACUUAGGAAAUUCGUGAAACAGAUACAUUUUCCAGGAUGGAGGUGUUGGAGCGUCUAUCGCUAAUCAGCAAAGUGACAACGGAGCUGUACAAUCACUGGGGAGUGGAAGACAAGGUCGGGACACACCGCUCACACAGUGACUCACUCGCACAGGGACUCUGCCUUAUCGUUGGCGUGUGAGUCAUCAGGAUUUGGCCGAGUUUGUGGUUCAUUUGGGUGAGGAGAGCAGCCACGUGAAUGAGUUCGAGAGCAAGCUGGAGGACAGCGGCGCCAAGGUGUCGAGGUCACUCGCCGAAACACUCUUCACCCUCAUACAGAAGGUAAGACGAGGCUGUCACUGACCCCGCCAGGCGCCAAUGCCCUCUCGCAUGAAUCUGUGUGUGACCGUCGUGUCGCAGCUGGGCAAGAAGAAGCAGCCCGCUCCCUCCCCCGCGUCCCACCCUGGUGCCGCCUCUGCCAGCAGCUCAGCUGCGGCACACGGUUCACCAGCUGCUGCCCCUCCCUCACGCGCCAAUGGUGCGUCAGACGAUGACGUGUCGCCCGUGAGCCCGCACGACAGGCUGCUAAGAGAGCGUGCCCGUCGCUUCCCGGGCCUGGCUGUGCCCGACAACCGUAACCGGGAGGAGCUGCAAAUGGAGAGACCUGACGAGCAUGCCCCUGUGUCGUCAGCUGCCCGGAAACUGCUGCUACGAGAGGAAUCAGACAAUACCCGAGACCGGUGAGGGACCAGAGAGCACGAUCCAUGCACCACACACACACACACACUACACACUACACUAACGGGCUGGGUGUAUGUGUGUGGUCUCGUGUGGUCUUGGCUCAGGGAGGGCUGGCGUGACGCGCUGGCCAGCGAACGGGAGAGGUCCCGCGGCGACAUGGAGGACCGCAGCCCCACCAGACACGAUGAUGACCGCAGGAAGAGACACAGAGACGAAUCGCAUGACGAAGGGUAUCAGAUGUACUACAAAGGUUCUGAAGCACAUGCAUCUCACUCCUUCAUGUACUUAUGUGUUCAGUCCCCCCAGGUAUGUGCCGGGUCGGCGCAUGCCGGUGCUGCUGUACGGCAUCUACGACGGCACUGUGUCGCGCGUCAUGGACUACGGGUGCUUCAUCGCGCUCGAGACGGCAGAGGGCCGCAAGGAGGGCCUCGUACACGCGUCAGAGAUUCGCGCAGAAGGCAAAGUGCUCAAGUGCCAGUAAGCACACUCUCUCCCACAUGGCAGAGCAGGGUUUGGGAUGCAUCGCGUGCCCGUCCUUGUGUGCCUAGGGACGUGAUAAGUCGAAAUACGGCCGUGAAGGUCAAGAUCAUCGGCAUCGCAGGUAAAGAACCUCGGUCUCUGCCUCCCUCAGCGAUGUGUCACGAGCGCCCUGUGUUGGAUGAACAGGCAGCAAGUUGAGUUUGAGCAUGCGUGAGGUGGAUCAGGAGACUGGAGAGGACCUCAAGCCCAGGAAAAAGAAGACCCAACACGACAUGGACGACGAGGGUAGAAGCAACAUGCAGACCGACAUCUGUGGUUUGAUGGGUGUGGGUAUACCUGUAUAUCUGCGUUGCGUUGCAGAUCCCCUGUCGUCUUAUGCGAAUCCCGCCCGUCCGAAGGAAAUGGAGCGGCCGGGGUUCGGGGGCCUCACGGGCAUCAAACUCGACGAUAACACGUUCACACAGGAGGGAUCCAAACGACAGAAGAAACAGUACGCAUCCUCACCAGCAAACACAUAACCAGGUGCAUCUGCACCAGAGGGUGCUGCAUUGUGUGUCUGUGUUUGGUGUGCAGGCUCAGUGAUUUGGAGAAGUGGGAGGCACAGAAGCUGAGGCACUCAGGUGCGUACAAAACUCAGUCGCCACACGAGCAGCCACACGAGCAACGGGCAUUCAUAUGUCAUGUACCCUUCCAUGUGCCACUCGUUACGUAGGCGUGUUGCCUGUGAACGAGUACGUUGAGUUUGACGAGGAGCAGGGCCUCAUGCCCGAGACUGAAGUCGCCGCUGACGUCGAAGUCGAAAUCAUCGAAAUUGAACCCGCAUUCCUCAAGGGUACUACAAAGCGUCGUCAAUCAGUGCCAUACAGCUGUCCUGUCCCGUCCAUUCCCUUUCAUCCCCCAGGUCAGACGACCCGUACGGGUGCGCAGUUGUCCCCCAUCAAGAUCGUGGCCAACCCCGAUGGCUCCCUUGCCCGGGCGGCCGCCACGCAGAGUGCUUUGUCGAAGGAGCGUCGUGAAGUGCGCGACCAGCAGCAGCGGUCCUUGCUGGACUCCAUCCCCAAGGACAUGAAUCGGCCGUGGGAGGACCCCAACCCAGAGCCGGGCGAGAGGACAAUCGCACAGGCACUGAGAGGUGUCGGAGCCAGCGCAUACGAAAUGCCAGAGUGGAAGAAGAUGUACAUCGGCAAAUCAGUGUCUUACGGACAGGUGGGGUGGGAGGUGAAGGAAGGCCACGAGUGCACUUUUGUGUAUGCGUUGUUGCCUGCGCUUGAUUGUUCAGAAAUCCAAGAUGUCGCUGAAGGAGCAGCGUGAGUCGCUGCCCAUCUUCAAGUUGCGUGACGCCUUGCUGCAGGCCAUCCACGACAAUCAGGUCCUGAUAGUUAUUGGCGAGACGGGCAGCGGCAAAACAACACAAAUGACGCAAUACCUCGCUGAAGCAGGUAUGUGUGCCAACACGACCACAUAUAAGUGAAGGUCACCGCCUAUGUUGUGUGUGCUUAUAUGUGUGCAGGUUACACGACUCGUGGGAUGAUUGGGUGCACUCAGCCGCGUCGUGUGGCGGCCAUGUCUGUGGCCAAGCGCGUGGCGGAGGAGUUCGGCUGCCGGCUGGGCCAGGAGGUGGGUUACGCCAUCCGAUUCGAGGACUGCACUAGCCAGGACACGCAGAUCAAGUACAUGACCGACGGUAUGCUUCUGCGCGAGGCACUCAUCGACACCAAACUCUCCAAAUACUCUACCAUACUCGUGAGACGGAAUACAGACAUGGUUCAACAUGGCGCAUUGCAUGUAUAACGUGUGCACGAUGCAGCUGGACGAGGCUCACGAGCGAACCAUCGCAACGGACGUGCUCUUUGGAUUGCUUAAGGUAAGCUCGAGACGGCAUGAACACAGACGUGACAUCCUGAUCUCAUGCAGCCUCUGUCUCUGCAUCAAUCAGCAAGCGGUGCGUGAGCGUCCCGAUCUGAAGUUGAUAGUCACGUCCGCCACACUUGACGCCGAGAAGUUCUCGUCAUACUUUUUCAACAGUCACAUCUUCACGAUACCUGGCCGCACAUUCCCUGUCGAGGUAACGACACACGACAGGAAAGGGGACACACACCUCUGUGGUGGACUCCUGUGUUGUGCUGCGUAGAUAUUGUACACGAAGGAGCCGGAGAACGACUAUGUCGAAGCGGCGCUGAUCACCGUGCUGCAAAUCCACCUGUGCGAGCCCGAGGGUGACAUUUUGGUGUUUCUGACGGGUCAGGAGGAGAUUGACACGGCCUGCCAGACUCUGCACGAGCGGAUGCAGCGGCUGGAGAACAUGAACCCGCCGCCUUUGAUUCCGCUGCCCGUGUACAGCGCCCUCCCGUCCGAGAUGCAGACCAUGAUAUUCGACCCCGCCCCGCCCGGAUGUCGAAAGUGUGUCGUCGCCACCAACAUCGCUGAGGCCUCACUCACCAUCGAUGGUACGCGAUGGGAGGCGGUAGGUAGAUGUACACGUGGACUCUACACGGUGGUCGUGUUGUGUGCCUGUCAGGGAUCUUCUUUGUGGUUGAUCCUGGUUUUGCCAAGGUGAAGAUGUACAACCCUAAGACAGGCAUGGACUCCCUCGUCGUCGCACCCAUCUCACAGGUAGGUAAAACGCACAUCUCACGCCACCCGGACCACACGGAUGAACAUCUGUCUGUCUGUCUGUCUGUCUGUCUGUCUGUCCGUUUUACCUCUUUCGUGCAGGCUAACGCUCGUCAGCGUGCCGGUCGUGCAGGCCGCACGGGUCCCGGCAAGUGCUACCGCCUGUACACAGAGCAGGCCUACAGGACAGAGAUGCUGUCAACGGCGGUGCCUGAAAUCCAGCGGACGAACCUGGCCAACACCGUGUUGCUGUUGAAGGCCAUGGGCGUCAAUGACAUGCUCAACUUCGACUUUAUGGACCCACCUCCUGUGCAGGUCAUCACAUACACACUUAGUUCGCUAUUUAAGGGCGUCAUAUGUGACGUUUGGUUGGUUCAGACGCUGAUCAAUGCGUUGGAGGCCCUCUAUGAGCUGGGUGCGCUCGACGAGGAGGGGCUCAUGACGCGACUGGGACGCAAGAUGGCCGAGUUCCCCAUGGAACCCAAUCUCUCAAAGGCAAGCCGGCAGAGGACAGUACAUGGGCGCAAAGGAGCAUGUCAUCAGGAUUGUCUGUUCGUUAAUUUUGUCUCGUUCAGAUGUUGCUCACAGCUGUCGACCUCAAGUGCUCUGACGAAAGUAAGGGAAUCAUCAAUGGAUGGAUGCGUGAACGGUGCACAGCACGAUGCGCAUUCCUGAUGUGGAUAUGGACGGGUGUGUGGGUGUAUGGGGUGUAUAAAUGGGUGCAGUCAUCACGAUAGUGGGCAUGUUGACCGUCCAGAACGUCUUUUACCGUCCGCGCGACAAGCAGGCGGUGGCCGACCAGAAGAAGUCCAAGUUCCAUCAGCCCGAGGGCGACCACCUCACCCUACUUGAGGUCUACAAGAGCUGGCAGGCCAACAGAUUCUCCAACCCUUGGUGCUACGAGAACUUCAUCCAGGUCAGCCAGACUGCCUGACGCGCAUGCACCUGACGCCGUCCGGGCGCACGCCCACAUGUAUGUAUGAGUGCAUGUACAGGCGCGCGCGCUUCGCAAGGCGCAGGAUGUGCGGAAGCAGUUGAUAACAAUCAUGGACCGGUACAAGCUCGACAUACUCUCUGCUGGCAGGGACUACAACAGGUAAUUCACUGCUCUGAUGAGUCUGAUAGACAAACGGGUAGGGUGACUUGCUGUUUGCUGUGCCUGUGCAGGGUCCGGAAGUCGAUCUGUGCUGGCUUCUUCCGUCAUGCAUGCAAGAAGGAUCCACAGGUAAGGCAAACGCCAAGGCUGCCACGGUGUAAGAAGGUCCUGCCUUGAGGCAGUCCUGCAUUGUACUGCAUUGGUCGGCCAGGAGGGUUACCGCACGCUGACCGAUCAUCAGCAGGUAUACAUCCACCCCUCCAGCGCACUCUACAACAAGUGAGAGGACAGGAACGAAGACGCACACGAGCGCAAUUGCCCAUCCCUUGUCGCUUCCUCUCCUUCAGGGGUCCCGAGUGGAUAGUGUACCACGAGCUGGUCCUCACGACCAAGGUACUUACUCACACGCCACGCAGAGCACCACCACAUCUCUUGUUUCUGUGGCCUCCAGGAGUACUUGCGUGAGUGUUGCACGUUGGAGCCCCAGUGGCUGGUGGAGUUGGCCCCCAACCUUUUCAAGAAAGCCGACGACACGAAGCUGUCCAAGCGCAAGAUGCGGGAGAGAAUCGAACCACUCUACAAUCGAUUCGAGGAACCUAACGCGUGGCGACUCAGCAAGAGGAAAGGGUAACAAUCCUCGAUGCCUGCAUGGAUACUUCAUUUGAACUCAUGCUGCGCUCAUUCCCGUACUCUGACAUGAAUCAAGUGGUCAGUAAUGUGAAUGCACAGACCAGUAUAUCAACAGCGAUAAUGUAG